UCCCUGCAACACGCCAGUAGUUUCAGGUCACACAGAAACCGUCGCGUAUAGCUGGAGACUCCGAUAGUCUUCUGAGAAGGGAGACGGAAAACAAGCUGUAGUCAGUUAUAUGUCGUUUCCUGUGGACGAUAAUAACACAUGGGCUCGUCGGUGAUGUACUUUCAAUAUCUACAAGACCUGUGGGGUUAAUAUCUCUUUUGGACAUUAUCCCGGUAUCGUCUUUUUUGACCGGAAGCAUUUCAUGAUGGAUUGGAACCGUCCCACACUUUGAAAUCAGUCCUGCCCGGUUCGAAUUACCGGUCGUGUUACGUUUCCUACCUUAAAACACCCGACCUCACCACCUCCGCGCCUGGAACAGGUGGAAACGUGUCAUUUUUUUUAUUUUGUUGUUGUCACCACCCACCUGGAAGUAGCAUGGGUAGCCAGGUUGAGAAACUGACACAUCUGAGUUAUGACAAUGUUCCGACCGCAGAUCCGAACGGGUUUGACACGGAGGAUGAGCUGGGGCCCCGGAUCGGAGUGUCCUAUAUCUUCUCAGCAGACGACGACGAACAAGAGGAACGUAUUGACGGACCGGACCGGAACCAGAACGAGGAAGAGAAACAAUACGAUAACUGCAACGAGUUGGAGUGUGUUGUGUACUACCGUGACGAAUCUGUGUACGAGAAAAAUCUCAAACUAUCUGAUAUGUGCACGUAUUCGACAGAGAAUCUUUUGAACAAGUGUAUACCGGGGGAUUUGGUGGAGUUCGUGGCUACGGGCCAGUACCCUCACUGGGUUGUGUACGUGGGCGACUUUCAGGUCGUUCACCUGCACCGGGCUGAAAUUAAGAAUAAUUUCCUGACAGAUGCCAGUCAGGGAAAGAGAGGCAGGAUAGUAAACGAGCUGUAUAAAUUCCGCGCUCUGCCUCCCGAGGUGGUGGUGCAGAACGCGAUGCAGCAAGUCGGAACGCGAGACAGAGAGCUGUCCUGGAGAAACUCAGAGUGUUUUGCUGCGUGGUGCAGGUUCGGGAAGAGGGAAUUCAAGAUAGGAGGAGAGCUCCGUAUCGGAAAGCAGCCCUACAGGUUGAAAAUGCUUUUUUCUGAAAAGAAAAGUCACGUCCUUGAAUUUCAGAGUUUUGACGACUUGAUCAUGGAGAAGAGGAGAAACGAUCAGAUAGGCAGAGAUGCGGUGACGCAAGAGUUAGCGAACCACCUCAACUCAACUGAUGCUGAAAUGAAGGACGGCUUUCAUCAGAGUGUAAACUGAAAGACCACAAGAGAAACUGACGGUACUGUCCAGUGGAGGACUUGGGCAGCGUUCAGCUUUAGGAUACAGGAGCCUACGUGACUAGAACACUGUUGGAAAUCCUAUUUUGUUUUUGGCGCAAUGCCGUGCGCCUUUUUACGCAUACCAACGCAUUUCUAUUGGUUUGAGAUGAAGUAACAACUGAACCAAUAAAGUGCAUUAAUUGACCAACAGUUUAUACCUUGAGAUAAGACGGACACCUUGAAACCCACAAACAUUCCCAUCUACACUGAACAAAAAUAUAAACUCAACAUGCAACAAUUUCAAGCAAUUUACUGAGUUACGGUUCAUAUAAGGAAAACAGUCAAUUUAAAUACAUUGAUUAGGCUCUAGUAUAUGGAUUUAGGGCCUAAUGUUCACUAAUGGAUGUAAACAAAUAUGCAUCUGUUGGUCACAGAUAU
Molecule: messenger RNA, 1688 nt
Organism: Salvelinus namaycush (lake trout)
Lineage: Eukaryota; Metazoa; Chordata; Actinopteri; Salmoniformes; Salmonidae
Product: protein LRATD2-like
Exons: 2
Coding region: 415-1248 (277 amino acids)
Source: RefSeq, a predicted model, not a curated record